This is a messenger RNA of Fopius arisanus, 1697 nucleotides long. It is a transcript of the gene CAH1, whose product is annotated as carbonic anhydrase 1. Bases 383 to 1291 code for a protein of 302 amino acids. The record is from RefSeq and is a predicted model, not a curated record. NCBI's taxonomy places the organism in Eukaryota, Metazoa, Arthropoda, Insecta, Hymenoptera, Braconidae. Gene Ontology annotation, molecular function: zinc ion binding; carbonate dehydratase activity. The transcript has 8 exons.
GCCGGUCUUGACAAUCAUCGCAACGGCCAACGAAAGCAGUUACAGUGUUGUCGUUCCAGUGUUUGGAGUUAAAUCGACGCUUUCACAAUCUUUUACAAUAUUUCACAAUCGUACCCUCCUCUCAAUCUAUUGUCAAUAAUAAAAUACCCGUAGCUCAUUAGCACUCAUAUAGCAAUUGUUAAUUAAUCGAAACGGAGCCCAGCAUAUUCAACCAUUUGAGGAGAUCAAAUAGUGCAUCGAAAAGAAGUUGGUCAACAAAGCAACAGCUCUGUCCACAAACUUUCACAAGCGUCAAGUCUUCUCAAGUGGUCAAAACGAGCGGGAGCGGAUUGUACUCGGAUCUUAAUUUUUCGGAUCUCAAUUUCCGGUAAAACCCCCCGAGAUGGCCGGCAGAAACGACUGGGAUUAUACAAGAAAUGGUCCCAGUACGUGGGUGGAGAGAUUCCCAAUGGCAGCGGGAUCUAGACAAAGUCCUGUCAACAUCGAAACUGAUCGGGCUGAGUCUGAUCACGAGGCCCUGAGCAACAAACCGCUCAGAUGGAAAUAUCCGGCUUCUGCAUCGAAAAAACUUGUCAAUCCGGGAUAUUGCUGGCGCAUUGACUGCGAUGGUGAUGGAACGCUUUUGACGGGGGGUCCAUUGAUGGAUGAUAUUUACAAGCUUGAGCAGUACCAUUGCCACUGGGGCUGCAGUGAUUCCAGAGGAUCAGAACACACUGUCGAUGGACAAGCAUUUGCUGGCGAAUUGCAUCUGGUUCAUUGGAACACAACGAAGUACCGGAGCUUUGGCGAAGCAGCUAAAGCACCAGACGGGCUCGCAGUUCUCGGUGUUUUUCUCAAGGUGGGAAAAACUCAUGAGGAAAUGGACAAAAUAGCGCGAAUGUUGCCCUACGUCUCUCACAGGGAUGAGAUGAUCGAAAUUGACGAUCCAAUUGAUCCCAGCAAACUUCUUCCUGUACGAGGUGGACGUGCCGGUAGAUGCAUUAACCCAUGCAUGAGAUGGGCAGACAGAAUAAUACGACCCGAUAACAAGUGUGACUUCCAAGACGACAAUGGCUACUGGACUUAUCUCGGAUCAUUGACCACCCCUCCCUGCAACGAGAGUGUCACCUGGGUGCUAUUCAAGAAAUACAUCGAAGUGUCCCACCACCAGCUCAACAUAUUCCGCAAUUUGAGAAAAUUCCCGCGAGGUGGGGAGUGUCCCUGCCAUGAGAAUCAUGGAGUGGUCAUCAAUAAUUUCCGUCCACCACUACCUCUGGGCAAUCGAGUGUUACGCGAAUGUGGAAGCUUGUAAGAUGCAUCGAAACAUGAAAAGAUGCUGAAUAUUUUUUUUGGGAAUAUUGACUACCUAUUUUUGUCGGCUAUCACGGGGGGGUUUGACGAAACGAACGGGAGAUAGUAUUAAUAUGUCAAUGUUGUCGAUAAUAUAGAGUGAAAUAAUGAAAUAGAUGAAUCCAGUGAAUUCAGCUUGUUGAUGAAUCACUGGUAUAUACUAAAUUUAAUCCAGAAGUGCUUUAAAUAUACAUUUUUCAAUUAAUUCAAUGAGAAUCAUAUACUUUUUUACGUAUUUAUAACAGACUAUUUUUAUAAACCGUGGCAAUAAUUUACAGUAAUUGGAGGAAAAGUGUCGCGAACACAUUUUUCAUAGAUAUAUUUUUUUCUAAAAAAAAAAAAAAACAAUAAUUACCGAACUGGGGUAU